AUGUUUUAUUGGCAUUUUGAAUCUCGCUCUGAUUCUUAAAAAGAUCCUUUAGUUUUCUGGCUUACUGGCGGCCCUGGUUGUUCUUCCGUAACCGCUCUUUUCGCAGAAAAUGGUCCUUAUAAAAUUCGCGACGAUUUAAAUCUUACUAAAAAUCCUUACUCUUGGAAUGAACACUCUAAUAUAGUUUAUGUUGACUAACCCGUAGGCACAGGAUUCUCUAAAGCUGGUUUAAACGAAUUUGUAGUAGAUGAAAAUGGAGUUGCGGCUGAUUUCUUUUAAUUUUUGUAAGACUUUUAUACCUUAUUCCCUUAAUACGCAGGCAGGGAAAUGUUUGUGACUGGAGAAUCUUACGCAGGACAUUAUAUUCCAGCCAUUACAGCCAAAAUUGUGACUGAAAAAGAUACAAGAAUGAACUUAGUAGGUGUAGCAAUAGGAAAUGGUUUAGUAGAUCCUUAUAAUUAAUACUAAGAAUAUGUUAAUUACGCAUAUGAAAAUAAUCUUAUUGGUAAUAUAUAAUAUGUUUUACUUAAAGGCGCUUUUUAUAUAUGUAAACAGAUGAUUAAAUAUAAUAUUCCUUUUGUUUUAACUAUGAAAGAAUGUCAAAUGAGCGUUGAAGCAAUAAUGGGAAAUCCUAUGAAACCAAAAUUUAAUAAAUAUGAUAUUAGAGAAAAAUGUGAUGUUCCUCCACGUUGUUAUGAUUUUUCAUAGAUUAGUAAAUUCCUUAUGAGAUAAGACGUAAUUGGAUUAUUGGGAGUUUAGGGUAGAUAAUGGGCUAAUUGUAAAGAUGAUGUUCGUAGAGCUUUAUAUACCGAUUGGAUGUUGAAUCUUUCACCUAAAAUUACACUUUUAUUAGAUAUUAAAAUAAAUAUAUUAGUUUAUACAGGAGAUAAAGACUUUAUUUGUAAUUGGAGAGGUGGAGAAAAAUGGACUAAUAAUGUUUAAUGGGCAAAAAAAGAAGAAUUCUAAAAGGCAGAGUAUAAAAAAUGGUAUAGCUUUGGCGAAAUUAAAUCUGUUGAUAAUUUACAUUUCCUUAGAGUAUAUGAUGCUGGACAUAUGGUGCCUAUGAAUAAGCCAGAAGCUUCUUUAAAAAUGAUAAAUUAGUUCUAUUCGAAUAUUUAUCUAACCAUCCUUUAGAUCCCUUGA
Messenger RNA from Ichthyophthirius multifiliis, 1143 nucleotides. RefSeq names its product serine carboxypeptidase family protein, putative. The record is from RefSeq and is a predicted model, not a curated record. Gene Ontology annotation, molecular function: serine-type carboxypeptidase activity. The transcript has 2 exons. NCBI's taxonomy places the organism in Eukaryota, Ciliophora, Oligohymenophorea, Hymenostomatida. Gene Ontology annotation, biological process: proteolysis.